GGAAAUAUUAAAUCCUGGGAUAUAAACACGGCGGCGGGAGCAGCCCCGCCCCAGCGCGGCCCCCCUGAAAAGCGCGGUCCCCGCGGGGUGGGGCGGCCAGAGUGGCGGCGAGGAUGGAGAAGAGCAGCUUUGCCAUGGCCAAGUUCGGGCUGGAGCACAAGGAGGCGAUGCCGAAGCGCGACUGCGGUUUUUACCUCAAAUACAUUUUUCUUUUCACUUCGCUGAUCCAAUUCCUGAUCAUCCUGGGGCUCGUGCUCUUCAUGGUGUACGGGAACGCCCAGGCGGGCACCGACACCCACCUGAGGCUGCUGGAGGAGCAGGUGCAGAGCCACUACCGCAGGAUUGUCGCCCUGGGUGCCACCAACGCCAACCUGAGCCGCACGCUCAACGCCACCCUGAAGGACAGGGACAAGGUGCAGGGGAUGGCGCUGAAGGCGCAGAGGGAGCUGGAGAAGUGUAACAGCAGCCAGGCCUCCAGCAGCAUCCCGCAGGUGAGCCCGGGCUCCUGGGAAUCCCGCGGGAGGGUGGCACUGCCUGCGGCUGACGCUGCUGUCGCCUCCUCGUCCCUGUGGGUGGUGGCAGCGAGGGGACCCCAGAAAGUGCCAGGGGGUUUUGGUCAAGGGGGUCCCAAUCUUCUCUUCCUUCUCCUCCUCUUCCUCCCUGGAGCUCUCUCAGAGCCCCUGAAGUGGUGCCCAGGGAUCCUUUUGGGAUGGUCUGACCCCUCUCCUCCUCCUCCUCUUCCUCUCGUUGCCCUGGAGCUCUCCCAGAGACCCCGAAAUGGUGCCUGGGAAUCCUUUUGGGAUGUUCUCACCCUCCUCCUCUUCUCCUCCUCCUCUUCCUCCUGUUGCCCUGGAGCUCUCCCAGAGCCCACGAGGAGAUGCCGGGGGGUCCUUUUGGGAUUCUCUGACCCCUCUCCUCCUCCUCUUCCUCUUCCUCCCGUGCAGCUGCGGGAGCUCGUGUUCCAGCAGCUGAGGCUGAAAGAGUGCCAGGUGAUCACCACCCUCAUCAAUAACACCUGCACUGCCCCAGGCAGAGGCGUCACCCCAAGCCAUUGGGUGGCACCUGGGGGGACCCAAACCCCUGGAUUCCAAAUCCCCCAGAGCCAAACCCUGUCCCCCAAUACCCCCCAAGCUGAGAAGCUGCAGCUGCAGCGGCAGCUGGACCAGGCCAGCUUGUCCAAGAGAACCCUGGAGGGCAGCAGGCAGCAGAGCCAGGCCGAGUUGACCAAAGUGACCCAGGAGAAGGACAAGUGCCAGCAGGACCUGCAGAGUGCCAGGACCGAGGGCGACAUGAGCAGGAUGGAGCUGGACAUGCACAAACAUCGCUGCAGCUCCCUGCAGAGCGAUGUGAGUGAGAAGAUCCUGAGGGUUUUGGAUCUGGCCAAGCAAUACCAGUGCAAAGAGGCCGAGAAGGAGCUGGGGCAGAUCCGGGAGCGCGUGGAGGAGCUGCUGCGGCGGCAGAAGGAGCGCGACUCGCUCUUCGUGUGGAGGAGCAGCUGUGAGCUGAGCGUGCAGCAGUGCCGCCACAACUGCUCCCGCGACACGCAGGAGCUGCAGCAGAGGAUCCAGGGGCUGGAGAAGCUCCAGAAGGACGGUGAGGAGGAGAGGAAGAGGCUGCAGGCGGACAAGGAGAAGGUGGGGAAGGAGCUGGAGGAGAAGAGGAAGGCGGCGGCGGCGAUGGAGGAGUCGCUGCGGCAGCAGCUCGGGGUCUGCAUGGGAACCAAGAUGUCCCACCUGGACCUGCCGGGCUCGCGGGGGCCAGGCAGCGCUGCCCGCUCGAGCUCCUUCCCUGGCACGGGCGCCUACAUGGAGCUCCUGAAGAACCCGGCCAUCCUGGGCACCAUGGGAAUGCAGAACCCGGUGGAGCUCCAGCAGAUGCUGCAGUUGAUGGAGCAAUACACGGCCACCCUGAAGAACGCCAGCGGAUAAUGCUGGAAAAUCCCACGGAAAACCAGGAGAGCCGCCCAGGAGGUGCUUCCCGCAGCACGGAUGGCAACUCCUGCCCCAGGGCCACCCUCCCUUUGUCCCUUUGUCCCCGUGUCCCCAAGCCCACCCUGCGUGUCCCCUCAGAUGUAUCCCUGCCUUUCGGCUGGAGCGGGACAACAGCCGGCCCCGAAUCUGGGGACAACUUGCUCCUUUGUGUGGAUUGAAAUCCAUGGA
Molecule: messenger RNA, 2159 nt
Organism: Zonotrichia albicollis (white-throated sparrow)
Lineage: Eukaryota; Metazoa; Chordata; Aves; Passeriformes; Passerellidae
Source: RefSeq, a predicted model, not a curated record